Molecule: messenger RNA, 2955 nt
Organism: Nothoprocta perdicaria
Lineage: Eukaryota; Metazoa; Chordata; Aves; Tinamiformes; Tinamidae
Gene: TNFRSF1B
Product: TNF receptor superfamily member 1B
Exons: 10
Coding region: 1-1392 (463 amino acids)
Biological process (GO): apoptotic process; extrinsic apoptotic signaling pathway; positive regulation of membrane protein ectodomain proteolysis
Cellular component (GO): membrane
Molecular function (GO): tumor necrosis factor binding; tumor necrosis factor receptor activity
Source: RefSeq, a predicted model, not a curated record
AUGCCUGGACCAAGGAGCUUGGUGGGCUCGCCUUUGUUUCGUGAAUAUUCAUUGCCUUACACACCACAGUUUGCGCAAUGCAAGGACGCUACGAGGGAGUUCUAUGAAGAAAGUCUUAAUAAAUGUUGCAGUCAGUGCCCUCCUGGGCAAUACAAGUUACAGAACUGCUCUGACAGUGUGGACACCAAAUGCAGUCCGUGUGGAGUUAACUCGUAUACAGCGAUCUGGAAUUGGUCUCCUCAGUGCUUUGCCUGUUUACCACCUUGCAGGAAAGGUUUUGUGCAGCUUCAAACGUGCACAGAAUCACAGGACAGAAUCUGUAGCUGCCCACCCAAUGAGUACUGCAUUUCGAAAAUAUAUGAUCAGUGCGAAAUGUGCAGAUUGCAUAAAAAGUGUGGAAAAGGUUACCGAGUUUCCAAAAGAGGAACAGACAGCACAGAUACAGAAUGUAUGCCUUGUCCUCCUGGAACUUUUUCAGAUGAGGAAUCUUACAAUACCAGCUGUAAACCACAUAGAGUUUGUAAAACAGUGGCUAUUCCAGGAAACAGCAUGAAUGACACUGUUUGCARUGAUUCAGGAACAGUGUUUACCACAGCUGUACCUCACACUGCUGUGAAAACCAUCCUGACCCAAAGCUCAAACUCUGUCAGACCUGAAAUAUUAACUCGACCUGUCAUUCUAAGUGCUGCACCUGAUAUGUCUUAUAUCAUUGGUUCAGUAACAGGGCCAGUGGUAUUGAUCAUGAUAAUUGCUGUUUUGGGAUACUGCUUAGUCUCCCGUAAAAAAGCGCUUUUAUAUUCUCCACCAGCUGGAGAAGCAGAUUUGCCUUUUUCCCCUACAGAGAAGCAGUGUGAGAAAAAAGUAAGAAAUACAGGACCACAGAACUCCAGUAACUCCAAACAGGAGGAACAGCAUCUCUUGGAAACCCCAGGGUCAAGCAGUAGCUCUCUCAAUAAUCCAGCUGGUGCUACAAGCAACAGUGUAAUCAGUAAGAAGAACAAUGAAAGCAAAGUGGAAGGAUUUCAGCAGCAAUAUUCAGUCACAGAAGGCUGUAAGCUUCACAGUGGAGACAGACAUAACUCUGCAAGUUCAGAACAUUCUGGUAAUGGAGGAACACAGGUGAAUGUGACUUGUAUUGUUAAAGUAUGUAAUUCCGACUGCAGUGCCCAGUCCCCAGAGCAGACUAGUUCAACUAGCAUGGAUUAUCGAAAUGCUCCCCAUUAUUCUCCAACAGGAGAAGAAAUUCCUCUUUCAAAAGAAGAAAACCUCUUGCAAAGAGAAACUGAAAUUAAGAUCUCAGUGGAAACCGAGGAUGAUUUACUUCAAGACCUACUUCCAGAAGAAAAGCCGUUUCCCCUGAGUGUUCAAGAUGUGGGGAUGAAGACUAGUUAAAGGAGAUUACAGAUCAUUUAUUGAUUAAGCACCUCCAACCUUCUGAAAUAAACAUUAUGUUAAAUGUAGCAUUCCUAUGGAGAUUUGAAAUCUAAGAUGAAUAUAGACAUGAGAGUUCAUGAGGUUUUAAAUCUUUUUUUUUUCCUCCCGUCAGCCUGGAGACUGAAAUGAUGCUCUUUGCAGUUUAUAAGAAAUUACCGCUUUUUAAUGCUUUCUUGUAAACAGAAUUGCCUAGUCUUUCCUUUCUUCUAUGAUACAUCUUGAUCAUACCCAAGACAGACCUUUGAAAAGGAACUCUUUUCUAACUUUUUGCCAUCGACAUUUCUGCGGAGACUUCUUGUGAUGAUAGUCUGGGUUCAUAAAUGCUACCUGUUGAGAACAUGACUGCAACCAGCCCUUCUAAGAGACUGGAAUUAUAUGAUCAGUCAUCUGUAAGCUAUUCAUAUAGUUUUGAUUUUAAAAUUACUCCAUUUCCUGCUUUCGUGUAUAUAUUUCUACUAGCUUUUUGGAUAUAUUUUAUUAUGAUUUGCUUCCUUUCAUYUUUUGAGCAAACUUAACAAUUCAAGCUUAAGUACAUUAAAGAGAACCACCUUUUACAGCAUUUUUUCCCCUAGAUUACAACUAUGCUUAUUUCAUGAAGUGAAAUGAAAUCUUUACUAAAUAGUUAUCUUGAAGUAUGCAGUAAAUUUCUCUCAUUGAUGCUUCUAAAGUCUGACAUCUUCAUGUCAUGGCUGCUUUAAUAUGCUUCCCUGACUGAUCCUGACCUCAAUUUUGAUGUUACCAAGGUUAACCAUAAGAACAAAAUAUUUUUCCCUACAUCACAGUGACCAUUAGAGAAGAUGAGACAACUCACACCCAUUAAACUCAAGUAAAGGACUAAAUCUUGAUGAUUGCAUGACAUAAUCUUUGAAAGUGGAAUUGAUUCAAAUCUCAGAAUCAGAAAAUCCUGUUGUCCUUCACUUGUUGAUCCACACUGAAGAUCUAUCCACCUCUUUAAAGAAAAUUAGUAGAGUUUCUUCUGUAAUAAUUCUUGUAAAAUUCAAUUUCUAGGAAUGUAUUUUCCAGAAUUAAGUUUUAUGAACAUGGAUUAACUGACAAUUGUGGUGUCUAAAUUCAACCAGAACUUGUAAUAUGAUUUUAAGUGAAAUCAGACAACAGUCAUAUUUUUUCUUUUAUUCUAUGAAAACAUGCUCAUUAACCUCAAGAGUAACUAAAUGCAUUGUUUGAGGCCUUAGCCUGGAAAAAAAAAAAAAAUUGCAUUUAUUCUACAACUACAAUGGAGAGUCAGAAUUUAGUUCAUGUGGAAGCUUAAACAUCUUUUAUUGCAUUUAUUCACAUUUUUUUACUGGAAUUGAGAAAUGGCAAGCAGACUUUUAUGCCUUUUUACAAAAAUUUUGUAUUGGCUUUUGAAAAUGAAAAAUAAUGUUCAGGGAAGAUGCUAAGACAAGAAAAGUACCUCGUUUUAUAUGUUGCUUUGAACACCCUGCACUGAACAUUCUCCUCUCUUGUUCAUCAGCUCCCACUGUAGAGAUCUGAUUGAAGAAGCAGCUCAAGAUUUCUUAA